GUUGUUUUAAUUGCAGUUUUACAGAUGAAUGGUGUCGGUUCCUUCAUGGAAUGCCUCCACAGUCUCUGGUUUGUGUGUUCGUCAUAGUGAUUCAGUAUUGUCUUGCGUAUUCAUUCCAACAACAACACACAUGCUGGUGGGAUCAUUUCAAGUAUGUACGCAAAUGCCGCCCUUCUUGCAAAAAAGGCUACUUCAGCCUUCCAGGAAUGUUAGCAUGUCACCCAUGGUUGAUGUGCAAAGAUUUGUUACAUGUAAACAGUGGGCCUACACUUGGAAGAGGUGCUGUGAAAAUGGUGAUUCUUGGCUCUUGGCGUGGGUACCCAGUUACCAUUAACAAACUGCGAGAGAAAGCUUACAAGGAUGAUUUCUUGCAUGGUCUGGACAUGGUAAAACUAUUCCAGCCAAACCCUAGAGUUAUUCAGUUGGUUGGAUUCUGCAGAUGGAAGAUGAUCUAUUUCACAGAAUACCACCCACGUGGAUCAGCGGAUCAGCUGGAAUUCGUCAUGAAUUUAAAGCAAUUUAGCUCCAACCAAAAUAGCUAUGGCAAUAGUUUUGUCACCAUUCGACAUAUGGACACGUCAAAACCAUACACAACAUUAUUUACUGAAACUGAAGAUGAAGAUACAAGUGUAGUUAAUAAAGAAAAUGAAAAUAGUGUGUGUAGAAGUAGACAACCAUCAUCCUUUUCUGAAUGCUCUGUAUUUGAUUCUCCACGAAUGCAGUGGAUGGAGUUAAUUACAUUAAGUAAACAGUGUCCUUUGAAUAAAAAUCCUAGAAAUCUAUGUAGGAUGAAAACAAUCAGUCAUGAUCAUAUCUCAUUACCUGUAAAUGGUGGAAAGGGAACUUUGCAUUUAAAUGUGGAUAAACAAAUUCAAAACGUCAUUGUAAAGUUGAAACCUUUAUCAAUAAGAUUUCAGUUGUGUUUGGACUACAUUGCCAUUUUAUCCAUCUUACACAAUGGUCCGGCCGGAACUCGCAUCAUGUGUGAUUCUAAUGACAUUCACAAAACUCUGAGUCAGUAUUUAUUAACGGACGACUUGCGACUCACUGUCAAUGAUUUAGAUGCUCUCCCCUACGUGAAUUCUCCUUCUGGAAUCACUGCGAAGUGCGGUCAUCACGAAAUUACUGGGGAUUUUGUGGCCCCAGAACAGUUGUGGCCCUUUGAUGACCAAGAGUUCAUUGAUGAUGAUAUGCCGGGCUAUGACGAGAGGACAGAUAUCUGGAAAAUCCCUCAAGUUUGUGACUCGUUCAUUGGUGACGUUGUGGGUUCAACUACUUUAAAACUCCACUUGUUUAACAUAAAUACGAAAUGUAAGGAUGUUAAUCCCCAGAACAGACCAUCGAGUGAGGAGGUAUUUAAAGAAUAUGAAAAUAUAUGGAGGACAUUUAAACGUUUAAGCUGCAGACCCUAGUUUCAACCUGUGAAAAAUGGACACUAAGUUUAGUUAAUGUGCAAAACUGUAACACAUUUGAAUAAAGUUACAACAGAGUGAAACAAGAGUC
Gigantopelta aegis is the source of this 1503-nucleotide messenger RNA. Its product is annotated as protein O-mannose kinase-like. Bases 51 to 1412 code for a protein of 453 amino acids. The record is from RefSeq and is a predicted model, not a curated record. NCBI's taxonomy places the organism in Eukaryota, Metazoa, Mollusca, Gastropoda, Neomphalida, Peltospiridae. Gene Ontology annotation, biological process: protein O-linked glycosylation; carbohydrate phosphorylation. Gene Ontology annotation, molecular function: phosphotransferase activity, alcohol group as acceptor; carbohydrate kinase activity. The transcript has 2 exons. Gene Ontology annotation, cellular component: endoplasmic reticulum membrane.